AAAAAGUUUUCUGAUUCUGACUUUGUCCAAAAUUUUGUCAAUAAUGAAACAUCUUUUUUUCAGGUCCCAAAAGGAUCAACAACUCUGAUAAGUAAACAACAGUCCCUAAACAAUAAAUAAAUCAUGACGUCAGACUGCUCCUUUGCACUGUGCUAUUUUAUUGUGAAACUCCGGGAGACAGGAAGUGCGCGUGAAUGUCUCGCGCUUGUUGAAGGAUCCGAUCUGGGUUCAGCCAUAUUCCCACUGACCAGCCACACCGGCAGCCUGACCCAAACUACCGAAAAACCCUCCGUAAUCCCCCCGCACGCUCCCGCACGGUGCUAACGGGGACCGUAGGUAAAGCCGAGCCGGUACCGGAGCUCCCGGACAUGUUACCGAGCUGAUACACCGACCCGCGGACAUGGAGCAGCGGCGGCCAACCUGAGAGAGUCGACGGUCUGACCGACAUCCCGAGUUCUGAGAGGAAAGUCCAGAUUUACCGGGAUUAAAGCCGAUGUGCAGCACGGACAGACGCGGGCCUGCAGGCUGAACGGUUCUCCACACGACGGAGCGACGGUAACCGGCGGAGACACACCGACACACCGACACGCAGACGGCUCAAAAUGUCGGGAAUGUUUUCCCGGAGCUAACGAGCUAGCUGCAGCUAGCAGGCUGAGCUCGGCAGGACUCGGCAGGAAACGGAGCCUGGGCGGCGGGUAACACUCGGACUGAGCGGCGGGGCUGGUGACGGGCACAGGGCGGGAGCGGCGGGUCGGUGUCCCGGGACAGGAUGUCGGCUCAGGAGCGUCUGAAGCGGCUGGAGGAGCUGCUGCUGGAGCGGAAGGUGGCGGGAUGUCUGAGUGUGGAGGCGCUGCUCGACCUGCUGCUCUGCUUCUACACGGAGGUGUCCCACUCCCCGCUCAAGAGGGAGAAGCACGUCACAGACUUCCUGGAGUGGGUGAAGCCGUUCACCACCACAAUAAAGGACAUGCGGCUGCACAGAGAUGACUUUGAGAUGCUGAAGGUGAUUGGACGAGGAGCUUUUGGAGAGGUUGCCGUGGUGAAGAUGAAGCACACAGAGAGAGUCUACGCCAUGAAGAUUCUCAACAAAUGGGAGAUGCUGAAGAGAGCUGAGACGGCGUGUUUCAGAGAGGAGCGAGACGUUCUGGUGAAAGGAGACAGUCAGUGGAUCACAACUCUGCACUACGCCUUCCAGGACGACAACUUCCUGUACUUGGUAAUGGAUUACUAUGUGGGAGGGGACCUGCUGACUCUGCUCAGUAAGUUCGAGGACCGUCUUCCGGAGGACAUGUCGAAGUUCUACGUGGCAGAGAUGGUGCUCGCCAUCCACUCCAUCCACCAGCAGCACUACAUCCACAGGGACAUCAAACCAGACAACGUACUCCUGGAUGUUAAUGGUCACAUCCGCCUUGCAGACUUCGGCUCUUGUCUCCGUAUGAUGGAGGACGGCACGGUCCAGUCCUCCGUGGCGGUGGGCACUCCAGACUACAUCUCCCCAGAGAUCCUGCAGGCGAUGGAGGACGGGAUGGGCCGCUACGGACCGGAGUGUGACUGGUGGUCUCUGGGGGUCUGCAUGUACGAGAUGCUGUACGGAGAGACGCCAUUCUACGCCGAGUCGCUGGUGGAAACUUAUGGCAAGAUCAUGAACCACGAGGACCGUUUCCAGUUCCCCUCCCACGUGACCGAUGUGUCCGAGGAUGCCAAGGACCUGAUCCAGCGCCUGCUGUGCUCCAGGGAACGCCGGCUGGGCCUGAACGGGAUCUCCGACUUCAAGAGCCACCCAUUCUUCAGCGGGAUCGACUGGGACAACAUCCGGUCCACCGAGGCCCCCUACAUCCCUGACGUGUCCUCGCCCACUGACACCUCCAACUUCGACGUGGAUGACGACGUCCUCAAGAACCCGGACAUCGGCCCUCCAGUAUCUCACACUGGUUUUACUGGGCAGCACCUCCCCUUCGUCGGCUUCACCUACACCACUGACAGCUGCUUCGCUGACUGCAGCUCCGUCAGCCGGGUGGAGCUUGGCAUCCGCCAGGAGGGGGAGGGUGAGGAGGGAGGAGGAGGAGGAGGAGGGCAGGAAGUGGAGGCUUUCGAGAGGAGGAUCCGCCGACUGGAGCAGGAGAAACAGGAGCUGAACCGAAAACUGCAGGAGUCGACUCAGGCGCUGCAGGCUCCGGCCCGAGGAGGAACUCUGAGUCGCGACAAAGAGAUCAAGAAGCUGAACGAGGAGAUCGAGCGGCUGAAGAAGAAGCUGGCAGACUCUGAUAGGCUGGAGCACCAGCUGGAGGAGGCGGUCACACUCAGACAGGACUAUGAGAGCUCCGCCUCCAAACUGAAGACCCUGGAGAAGCAGGUGAAGACGCUGAAACAGGAGAAAGACGACGUCCACAAGCAGCUGGCCGACUCUCUGGAGCGUUUGAGGAGUCAGACGAAGGAGCUGAAGGAGGCUCACUCUCAGAGGAAGCUGGCCCUGCAGGAGUUCUCAGACCUGUCGGAGAGGAUGGCCGACCUCCGCUCCUCCAAACAGCGUCUGUCCCGACAGCUGCGGGACAAAGAGGAGGAGAUGGACACCCUCCUGCAGAAGAUGGACGCCAUGAGACAGGACAUCCGUAAGACGGAGAAGAACCGCAAGGAGCUGGAGGCUCAGCUGGACGAUACGAAGGCAGAGGCUUCGAAGGAGAGGAAGCUGAGGGAGCACAGUGAGGUUUACUCCAAACAGCUGGAGACGGAGCUGCAGAGCCUGAAGUCUCAGCAGGGUCGGGGAGCAGCAGCUGGUGGGGCGGAGUCUCAGCAGGAGCUGUCCCGUGUCAAGGCGGAGCUCGAUAAGAAGGUCCUGUUCUAUGAGGAGGAGCUGCUGAGGAGAGACUCCGCCCACUCCUCAGAGAUCAAAAACCUCCGUAAAGACCUGCAGGAGUCCGAGGGGGCGCAGCUCGCUGCCAACAAGGAGCUGCUGCAGCUCCGAGACAAGCUGGACAAGGCCAAGAGAGACAGACAAACUGAGAUGGAUGAAGCUGUUGCAGCUCUGAAGGAGAAAUCUGAACGAGAGAAAAACAUGCUGACAGAAGAAAAUCGCAAACUGACGGCUGAAACUGACAAGCUGUGUUCAUUUGUGGACAAACUGACGGCUCAGAAUCGCCAGUUGGAGGAUGAACUACAGGACCUGUCGUCUAAGAAGGAGAGCGUGGCGCAUUGGGAGGCUCAGAUCGCAGAGAUCAUCCAGUGGGUCAGUGAUGAGAAGGACGCCCGUGGGUACCUUCAGGCUCUGGCCACUAAGAUGACGGAGGAACUGGAAACUCUGCGCAGCUCCAGUCUGGGACCACGACCUCUGCCUGAGUCAGGAGUGGCCACGCCUCCUAAGAAGCCUUGGCCUCCAAUUGGUGGAGACAGGAGGGACCCGCUGUGGAAGGUGCGGCGCAGUCAGAAGGUGGACAUGUCGGCCCGCCUGGAGCUGCAGUCGGCUCUGGAUGCCGAGAUCAGAGCCAAACAGCUGGUUCAGGAGGAGCUGCGCAAAGUCAAGGCCGCCAACAUCAACCUGGAGAGUAAGCUGAAGGAGUCGGAGGAGCGGAGUCGGGAGAUGGGGGAGCAGAUGGAGAGUCUGAAGAGAGAGAUGGAGGACAGCCGCUCCCACUCUGACAAAGGUUUGAAGCUUCCAGACUUCCAGGACUCCAUCUUUGAAUAUUUCAACACGUCCCCUCUGGCUCCGGACCUCACCUUCAGGGCGUCAGUUUGCUCCGCCUCCUCACUGCUUGCUCUCUGGGAAGAUACCACAGACAUAGACCCCAGCCCCCAGAAAUCAGAGACCACGCCCCCCUCGCCCUCCACCACCUCUGAACAUGAGGAAGUUAAAGCAGCCUCAGUCCCAGCGAGCCCCUCCCCCCCCUACCAGAGCUCAGCACUGACCACACCAAAGCCCAAAGCUCACCAGCUGAGCAUCAAGACGUUCUCCAGUCCCACUCAGUGCACACACUGCACCUCUCUGAUGGUGGGACUCAUCCGACAGGGAUACGCCUGUGAAGUGUGUUCCUUCAUCUGCCAUGUCUCCUGUAAAGACCACGCCCCCCUGGUCUGUCCAAUCCCAGCAGAGCAGGCCAAGAGGCCGCAGGGCAUCGACGUCCAGAGAGGCAUCGGCACCGCCUAUAAGGGCUAUGUCAGGAUCCCGAAGCCCAGCGGCGUGAAGAAGGGCUGGCAGCGCGCUUACGCCGUGGUCUCUGAUUGUAAACUGUUUCUCUACGACAUCCCAGAGGGAAAGUCCACCCAGCCGGGGGUGGUGGCCAGUCUGGUGCUGGAUCUCAGAGAUGAGGAGUUUUCCGUCAGCUCCGUCUUGGCAUCAGAUGUGAUCCACGCCACCAGGAAGGACGUCCCCUGCAUCUUCAGGGUGACGUCGUCACAGCUGAUCUCACAGCUGUCCUCGGUGUCUCUGCUGGUGCUGGCAGAGAGCGAGGUGGAGAAAAGGAAGUGGGUCAGGAUCCUGGAGGGUCUGCAGAGUAUCCUGGCCAAGAACCUGCUGAAGAACCGACAGGUCCACGUUCCGCACGAGGCCUACGACGCCUCGCUGCCCAUCAUCAAGACCGCACUGUCCGCCGCCAUUCUGGAUCGGGAGAGGAUCGCUCUGGGAACUGAAGAUGGACUGUUUGUGGUCGAGGUCACCAGAGACGUGAUCGUGCGAGCGGCCGACAGUAAGAAGGUUUGUCAGAUCGAUUUGAUCCCUAAAGAGAAGAUCAUCGCUCUGCUCUGCGGUCGGAAUCGCCACGUUCACCUUCAUCCCUGGGGGGCACUGGAGGGCGCCGAGUCCGCCUUCGACAUCAAGCUGGCGGAGACCAAAGGAUGCCAGGCUCUGACGACGGGGGUGCUCCGACCCGGAGGCCCCGCCUGCCUGCUGGCUGCCGUCAAACGUCAGGUUCAGUGCUAUGAGAUCACUCGAGCGAAGCCCCACCAUAAGAAGCUGUGGGAGGUGCAGGCUCCGGGCGUGGUGCAGUGGUUGGGCAUGGUGAGGGAGCGGCUGUGCGUCGGGUAUCCUUCGGGCUUCGCUCUGCUUGCCCUGCAGGGGGAGUCAUCUCCCAUCAGCCUGGUGAGCCCCGCUGACCCUUCGCUGGCCUUCUUGGCCCAGCAGCCUCUGGACGCCCUGCACGCCCUGGAGGUGGGAUCCUCUGAGCUGCUGCUCUGCUUCAGCCAGCUCGGCAUCUAUGUGGACGGACAGGGACGCCGGUCCCGAACCCAGGAGCUGAUGUGGCCUGCAACGCCGCUCGCAUGCAGCUCUAACUCCUCCCACCUGACAGUCUACAGUGAGUAUGGGCUCGACGUCUUCGAUAUUCACACCACAGAGUGGGUUCAGACCAUCUCCCUCCGCAAGAUCCGACCUCUGAAUGUUGAAGGGACAUUGAACCUGCUGAGCUCUGAACCUCCUCGUCUCAUUUACUUCAGCAACACAUCAUCAGAGGGUGACCUCACCAUCCCGGAGACGUCGGACCACAGCAGGAAGUUGAUGGUUCGAACUCGCAGCAAGAGGAAGUUCCUGUUUAAGGUUCCUGAGGAGGAACGACUUCAGCAGAGGAGGGAGAUGCUGAGGGAUCCGGAGCUCAGGUCCAAGAUGAUCUCUAAUCCUACAAACUUUAACCACGUGGCUCACAUGGGACCAGGAGACGGCAUGCAGGUCCUCAUGGACCUCCCUCUGGUUUGUGAUGUCACUUCCCUCUCCCCCUCCCCGUCUCCUUCCCCCUCUUCCUCCUCCUCCUCCCGCCACACCCUCAUCUCUCCCCCUUCCAACUUUGAGCACAUCUAUCACAUGACGUCGGCGUCGGCCGGCGCCUUCUUGCAGAAAGACGCCUCCUCUUCCUCCUCCUCCCAGCAGAGCCUCCUGCAGCCUUCCUCCUCCUCCUCCUCUCCCUCCACCUCCUCUCUGGGAAGGAGUGUGAUGCCUUCUUCUCAGGAUGACUCGGUUAAAGACAAGCCCCGCCCACUGUCCAGUAUCUCCCGGCAACAGAGGAGCAAGACACACAUCACACGCACAGCCUCAGACUUUGGGGGAGGAGCUUCGUCUCGCAGCACCUCUGAACAGGACCAGGACCUGGACCGAGAGCCGGACUCAGACUCGACCAAACACUCGACCCCCUCCAACAGCUCUAACCCCAGCAGCCCCCCCAGUCCAAACUCCCCCCACCGCAGCCAGCUCACCUUGGACGGCCUGGAGAUGGACCCCUGAGGCUCCGCCCCCCCUACACCCGACGGAGGAGGGGCUUAAUAAACCAAUCAGGGUGCAGACAGAGUUUAGAUUUUACUUGAUUUUAUUGUGGCGGGGUGAGUCUGAGCUUCCUGCUGCUUUUAUUUUUGUUGGAUUUUACCUGCUGGGAAGCCCCGCCCCCUGGUUUUAACCCUGCCCCUGCUGAUGGCUGCUGUGUUUGACCUUUGACCUUUAGUCUGAUUGGCUCUGUGGGACCAAUCACCACCUCCUCCUCCUCUUCUUCUUUGUUAAAUAACUUCCUGUUAAGCUUUAGCGGGUUGUUAGCGGUGGAGCUAACAGACGGGAGGUCUCACUCUGAUGAAAAAACACUGUAUGAAUUAAUUUUAAAGUUUUGUUAAAGUUGCACAUCAUCAUCAUCAUCAUCAUCGUUGUUGUUGUUGUUGUUGUUGUUGUUGUAGGAGAAAAAUAAUCUUUGAUUUUGUGUCAGUGAUGAUCUUUCCUGCUGCCCCCUUCGACCCCGUCCCCUGACCUCUGACCUCAGAGGGGGGGGUCAGGUGAGGAGGUAAGGGGGGGGGCACACCUGAACACUACUGCUUUGUUUCUUCCAGAAUCACCAGUUAAAGAAUCUUUGUAAUUAUGAGACAUGUUAGCAGCCGACGGAAACUCAAUAAAAGAAUCUCAAGAG
Messenger RNA from Epinephelus fuscoguttatus (brown-marbled grouper), 6863 nucleotides. It is a transcript of the gene cdc42bpb, whose product is annotated as CDC42 binding protein kinase beta (DMPK-like). The transcript is spliced from 40 exons. Lineage: Eukaryota; Metazoa; Chordata; Actinopteri; Perciformes; Serranidae. Gene Ontology annotation, molecular function: ATP binding; protein serine/threonine kinase activity. The coding region runs from base 770 to 6199 and encodes 1809 amino acids. Gene Ontology annotation, cellular component: cytoplasm; cytoskeleton. Gene Ontology annotation, biological process: actomyosin structure organization; peptidyl-threonine phosphorylation. The record is from RefSeq and is a predicted model, not a curated record.